AAGGUUGGAUAGAACGCGAGGGUGAAAGGGGUAGCGGAGAGAAACCCCUCUAAUAAAAUCAGGAGGAAGCCAGUAAAGAUACAGUGUUUCAUAAGGAAACAGUCGAGAUCCAAUGUCCGUGAAAGGUGCUUUAAUUGCACGGUGCACAUGUGAAAGUAUAUAAUUUUUAUUUUUUAACGAAAAAUGUAAAAUUAAAUCUGCUUUUUACGUGUAUAUCGAUUGUGAAAUAUUGUUUUUAUGUACGAGUUCUCACGAGAUCAUUAUUAAUAAUCAUCCUUGGAUAUCUUUUCUCAGACUGUAAUGCGCGGAUUUUUACGUGGUACAUUAUACUGUGCUCUAUGGUAUGGUAGUAUAGCAGCAGGCUUUUUAUUCAUCGCCUGUCCGCUCUUCCCACUGUUGUUGCUCAGUCCACCGAUAUUUCGGAAAUGCGGAGACUUGCUGUUCGCGUGCUGGGAACUUUAUCCUGCCGCUCUGUUAAAAUUCUUCGGUGUAAAGAUCUAUGUGUCUGGUGAUCACAUAUCUCCUCAUGAAUCAGCCGUGCUCGUGAUGAACCACCGCACGAGGGUGGACUGGAACUUCCUAUGGGCGGCGAUGUAUCAAGCGUGUAUGCCCAGCGUCGGAUGUCAUAAAUUGAAAUUUAUUUUAAAGGAUCCUAUACGACACAUUCCUGGUCCAGGAUGGAUAAUGCAAAUGAAUGGUUUCCUUUACAUAACGCGACGUUGGGAGGAGGAUCGGGGCCGAUUGUCGCGUACGCUCGAUUACCUGGUUGCGUUAGAUAGCCGCACGCAGCUGCUGAUAUUCCCCGAGGGUACCGAUCUGACUGAGAGCAGCAGAGAGAAAUCGGACAAGUAUGCCUUGCAGCAUCAUCUGCCGCGUUACACCUACACCCUCCACCCAAAAACAACCGGCUUCGCCUACUUGACCCAGCACCUUCAACGCGCGAGAUUCCUCGACGCCGUGUACGACAUGACGAUAGCGUAUCCAGAUUACAUACCGCAGUCCGAGGUCGAUCUGAUCAUGGGUAGAUUUCCGAGGGAGGUGCAUUUCCACAUAAGACGGAUAUCGUCCGCGGACAUACCGGCGCACGACGACUCGACCUUGAGGAAGUGGCUGGAGGACAGAUGGUCUGAUAAGGAGGCAAUGUUGAAGGGAUUCUAUGAACGGAAGGCGUUCCCCACUCAGAUCUGGCCGAAGGCGAAAACGUUGCCGUUGCAAGUCGCGUUCGGGUUUUGGAGUAUAUUAACAGGGAUGAUGGUGCUUCUACUUAUCGUCUCUCCGAUCUUCCAACUAUGGACCUUGAUUCAGGCGUUGUUUUUUAUCGGACUAUCACUUUUCGAUAUAUGCUUCAAUCAAAUUGAGAUCGGAUGGUAUUGGCGCUGGAAAAACUAUUCCUCUUGAGCUAUAAAUAUAGUUAAUCAAGAAUAUAUUUUUUCGUUUUGAACGUAUUAUUAGAAAAUUGUGUAUUAAUAGAAAAAGCUCUUUGUCUCUGUGAUAAUACUGUACAUAAAAUCAUAAUGUUAAAAGAGCAAAUGUAAUUUCAAGAAUCUUGUGCAAUAUCGCAAUUUUAAUAUGAUUGUACUUAGUGAUGGGUAUCCUUCUCUUGAAGAUUUUUAAACAGUUCGAUUGUGCAAAGAGAUCUAUUGCUCCUAUAUAUUUUUCAAUUAAAUAUAACUUGAAAUUGGAAAAAUUCUUAAAAAUCUUGAAAAUUUUUAAGAGCCCUUUAAAUGUUUGACACAUUUAGAUAUUUUUUCUUAAAAAAUAUUUAAAAUAUUUUUAAUAUUUGUAAAAAAAAUUAAUAUCUGAAAUAUUUUUCUUUAAAAACAUUUAAAAUUUACAAAAACAAAAUUGUCUAAAUUAUAGAUGCCUAAAAUUGCUUUCUCUGUUAAAACAGAAAGUGGAUUAAAAUAAUGUUACAAUAUUGUGAAAGAAGAUAUAUUUUCAAAAUACACAAAACUUUACAGAUUUUUAUAUUGUAUAUUCGAAAUUUUCGCAAUAUCUAAGAUUUUCAAGACUUUUAGAAAUCUGUUAGCUUCAAAUAAUAUUCGAAAUAAUUUGACAAUUACAUAAUGCAAUUCGAUGUAUCUAAAGUCCUAAAUCACUAGUUGCAUAUAAUCGUUUUAAUGUCUUAAUGUCGCAGUGUUUUAAAAACAUGAUAACAUGUAAGAGAUAAGAGUAAAUAUAGUUCUCAGAUAAUAGAAAUAUAUUGUCUCGCUAAAUUGAAAAAUAUUUGCAAUAUUUUCAAUUUGUGAUAUUUCUGUUAUUGAUUUUAAUUUGCGGGAAUUAAAUUGAAUCAUUAUCAAGAAUUAUGUAUUUCGACACUCAUCUUUUACCGCAUUAUAAUUACAUAUUUAUCAUACUCUAUUUUUAAGACGUGAGAUUUACAUUUCUAAUCAUAUGUGUAUAUAACUACACACACAUACACACACAAAUAUUACUUUGUGUUAAAGUAAAAAUACAUUUUUAACAAGAAUAUAUUUCCAAAUGUCUAUAUUUGUAAAAUAUAUAUUAUAUAAAUUUUUCAGAGUUAUAUUAACAAAAUUUUGAACAAAAUAUUCAUUUUUAUUACAAUGACUUUCUAAUAAAAGUUGAUACAAAUGAAUUGAGUGUUAAGAUACACACAUACACAAGAUGGUCCAUUUACCUUUAGUAUUUAAAAUGUUUUUAUUCUUUUUUAAGAAUAAAAAAAUGUUUGAGAAAUUAUUCUCGAACUCUUUGAGUGUUCGAAAGUAUAUAUAUUAAAAUAUUAGUAUCUAACAUCAAAUAUGUAAUUUUCUAUAUUUCGACAUCUUUUACUUCAUACUAGUUUUUUAAAAGUGUUGUAACAAAUGAAUUUGAUCUGAAGACUAUAGAUAAGAUGACUUUUAAAUGAGUACGAAAGUUCGCAUUUAUUAAUUUCAGCACUUUUCAGAGCUAAAAACUCUAUUUCAUCAAAGGUUUAAAUGAGAAAUAUCUCACAUAGUAAUAUAAUCUGUGUAUGAUUCAAUCUAUUCAAUCUAUGUGUUUGAAAGAAUACUUAUAUUGCAUGUAAUUUGUAAUUUAUUAUAUGAAAAUAUUUAUUUUUUCUAGUAUUCUCGAUAGAUUAACUUAUGCAAUUUUGAGCAUAACUAAAAGUGAAUUCACGUGCCAAAGAGAUAUACAUAAGCAGUCAAAAUAGUUUUAUAAGAGUUGGUUUAUCCAAUAAAUAUAGUUCUAGAAGAUCUGUAUACGUAAUCUGUGUACAUGUAAUAAAACACAUUAGAGGAAUACUUUCUUCAUAUAAUAUAAUUGUAAUGUACCUGGAAUAUCAUAUACUCGAUGUAAGUGAAAAUUGUCUUAUAUAGUUCUAAUAAAAAAAUAACUAGAAUUAUAAAUUGAUUAUAAUAAUCUGUAUUAAUUGUAUGUGUCUUAUAGAUUGGCAAAUUAAAAAAAUUAAUAAUAUUAAUGUAUUGAAAUUUUUCUGUGCAAAUAGAUGUUUAUUAGAUUAUCGUAUAAUAAAGAAAUGCGUGUAAUGUC
Molecule: messenger RNA, 3492 nt
Organism: Monomorium pharaonis (pharaoh ant)
Lineage: Eukaryota; Metazoa; Arthropoda; Insecta; Hymenoptera; Formicidae
Product: lysocardiolipin acyltransferase 1
Exons: 5
Coding region: 301-1398 (365 amino acids)
Cellular component (GO): endomembrane system
Molecular function (GO): acyltransferase activity
Source: RefSeq, a predicted model, not a curated record